This is a messenger RNA of Eriocheir sinensis (Chinese mitten crab), 2423 nucleotides long. RefSeq names its product neuronal acetylcholine receptor subunit alpha-10-like. NCBI's taxonomy places the organism in Eukaryota, Metazoa, Arthropoda, Malacostraca, Decapoda, Varunidae. The annotation marks the transcript as partial. Gene Ontology annotation, biological process: chemical synaptic transmission; regulation of membrane potential; signal transduction. The transcript is spliced from 5 exons. Gene Ontology annotation, molecular function: extracellular ligand-gated monoatomic ion channel activity; neurotransmitter receptor activity; transmembrane signaling receptor activity. Gene Ontology annotation, cellular component: synapse; neuron projection; membrane. The record is from RefSeq and is a predicted model, not a curated record.
CUGGACCUGAUGAAGCAGAUGGACGCGGGCGACAUGUCCAACUACCAGAGUAACGGGGAGUUUGACCUGGUGGAGUUCACGGCCGCCAAGAACAUCACGUACUACUCGUGCUGCCCGGAGCCCUACCCGGACAUCACCUUCACCAUCAAGCUGCGCCGCCGACCCAUGUUCUACGUGUUCAACCUCAUCCUGCCCUGCGUGCUCAUCAACGGCAUAGCCCUGCUAGUGUUCUACGUGCCCAGCGAGUCGGGCGAAAAGGUCACGCUCGGCAUCUCGGCGCUGCUCUCCAUGACCGUCUUCCUCAUGACCAUCAGGGAGUCGCUGCCGCCCACCGAGAAGACCCCCCUCAUCAGCAUGUACUACGGGGUCACCAUCUGCCUCGUGAGCCUGGCGUCGGGUAUGUCUGUGCUCACCCUCAACAUCCACCACCGCGGCGUGAGGGGGACGGAGGUGCCGAGGCUGAUCAAGAGGAUGGUGCUGGGCGGACUGGCUCGCUUCCUCUUCCUCCACUUCCACCCCCCCGAAGCCGCGCCUCAGCCCCCGCCCCCGCCCCCCCACCACCACCACCACUACCCGUCAGAGGAGAAGAGUAUCCACCUGAAUGACCUGCGGGCAGAGUUAGGGGUGCGCCUUGACCCCCUGCUGAGCGCCGAGAAGUACCACGUGACGGAGGUGGACAACGUGGACCUCUUCAACGUGUCCCCGAAGUUCAACCCGCGCCGCCACGCCCCCCACGGCUUCGACUGCACCGCGCCCACGCCACCCACUCCCACGCAGGCACAGAACUCAGACUUCGAGCAGCAGUUCCUGAGGGUGCUGAACAAGGUGUACCAGACGAUAGAGAAGAACGAGAUGCGGCUGGCGGAGCAGGACAGGAGAGAGGCGACCAGGGUGGAGUGGCAGCAGGUGAGUCAAGGAAAAAUGAAGGUAAAACAGGAGAGGAAAACACAAGAGGAAAAAAGUAAACCAGGGAAAGAUGGGUUAAGGGAAGAGAUUGGAUGCUGGAGGAAGAAAUACGAUGGGAAAAGAGGGAUAAAAAGCUGAAAGGUGUUAAGGGACAAUAUUGGAUGCUGGAGGAAGAAAUGUGAUGGGAAAAAAGGGGUUGGAAAGGAGAAAGAAUUUGGGGAAAGAUAGGUUAAUGGAGAAGAUAGGGUGCUAGAGGAAGAAUUGUGAUAGGGGAAAAAGAGGCUGGGAUGGUGAGAGUAAGAAGCUGAAAAAAGAUAGACUAAAGGAGAAGAUUGGAUGCUAGCGGAAGAGAAAUGAUAGGAAAAAAGGGAGUGGGAAGGGGAAAGACGGGUUAAAGGAAGAGAGAAGAUGCUAGAGGAAGAAAGGGAAAAGGGGGGUUGGAAAGGAAAGAGAAAUGUAAGGCAAGUUGGACUGGGGGAUGAAAGAUGAUGCAGGGAGAAAAAAAGAGAGUAACAUCUUGGCAAUGAAAAAGAAAGGCGAGGGGAAAACAGUGAAGGGAAAAGAAGGUCAAAGGGAGAGGAAAACAUGAUAAGGAAAAAGACGAAUGGAUGAGUAAUGAUGGAUGGGUUAGGAGAGGAGAGAGAUGAUGAUGCUAGGAGAAAAAUGUAAGAGAAAUAAAGGAUGUCGAUAAUGAAAUAAAAAAUGAAAAAAGAAACAGUUGAGGGAAAAGAAGAUUAAAGACAGAGGAAACCAUAACAUGAAAAAGGACGAAUGACUGAGUAAUGAUGGAUGGGUUAGGAGAGGAGAGAGAUGAUGUAAGAAGAAAAGUGUAAGAAAAAAGGACCUUGACAAUGGAAAACAAAUGCGUGGGGAAAACAGUUAAGGGAAAAGAAGAUCAAAGGGAGAGGAAAACAAGGUAUGAAAAAAGACGAAUGGAUGAGUAAUGAUUUAUGGGUUAGGAGAGGAAAGAGAUGAUGAUGCUAGAAGAAAAAUGUAAGAGAAAUAAAUGCAAAGAGAAACAGUUGAGGGAAAGAAGAUUAAAGGGAGAGGAAAACAUGACAUGAAGAAAUACAAACAGUUGAGUAAAGAUGGAUGGGUUAGGUGAGGAGAGAGAAUGAUGGAGGAAUAUAUAUGAAGGAGAAAAGAGGGACUGGCAAUGAAAACGAAAUAUGAGACAAGUCAAGAAGGAAAAAAGGGGAAAAAAUAGGAAAAUACAAGAGAACAAAAGGUAAGGGGAUGAAGACGGAGAGAAAAUGUAAGGAUUCAGAAAGAAGAAAUGUGAGGAAAAAAGAGGAACUUGAGAAUAAAAGACGUGUUAGGAAAAAAGUUAGUAAGAGGGGAAGGAGGGCGAUAGAGUGAGAACAAUGCGAGAGAAAGAAAAAAAGAUGAAUAGAUAGAAAAUGGCAUAAUCAGUUGAAAAAGAGCAAGAAGUUGGUGAAGAGACAGCAACAGGUGGGAGAGGGAAAAGAAGUUAGAAAAAAAGUGAGAGGAUGAGGUUAGGAAGGAAGACAAAAUGA